This is a messenger RNA of Lodderomyces oxycetoniae, 2001 nucleotides long. Its product is annotated as LMBR1 domain-containing protein. Gene Ontology annotation, cellular component: membrane. The transcript has a single exon. Bases 1 to 2001 code for a protein of 666 amino acids. The record is from RefSeq and is a predicted model, not a curated record. Lineage: Eukaryota; Fungi; Ascomycota; Pichiomycetes; Serinales; Debaryomycetaceae.
AUGUGGUUUUUCCCACUUGUUUGCUACACUUUUAUUCUACUAUUAUCGUUAUUCGGUAUCCAGUAUCAUUUGAACAUCUUCAGUUACCCCUUAUACCUCACUAUCCCAUUGACUUUGGGUGUUUAUAUUCCAUUGUCAAUAAUAUUCACAUUACCAACAGACUAUACGCUUCACAAUACAACGCAAUCGCUGGAUCAACUAAAAUGGAUUGAAAUACCGGAUAAUGCAAUCUUAUACAUUUGGAAAUCAAAUUAUUGGAUCACAUUCAUUCUCACGUGGUUGAUAUUGCCCAUGCUAUUGGAAUUUUACCGGUCGGGUCACAAUGACACCAUACGGAAGAUCAAGGACUCGAUAAAGGAGAACUUGAAAUUUCAACUCAUAAUGUUGGCAGUCUCAAUGAUUGGCUUGGUCUAUCUUAUCAUUGAAGUAGGUUUGAAUUUCAACCAUUUAAAAUUGAUGAUCAUUGCAAUAGCUCAUAUCUAUUCACUUAUACUAGCCACUUGGUUAAUGGGGCACGGAUUAAUUAGUAUACCGAGAAAUAAAUGGAUUCAGGGCUCGGUUGUGCAGGAUUUAAAUCACCAUUAUUUAAAGAUACCAAAAUUGGUCGAUGAGUUGGAAGAUACAAAGAUUUCAUUUAGAGAAGAUGUAUUGAAAGUGAUUGUACUUAGGCAAAAUUACACUUCUUCAUCAGAGGAAGAUUUCAGGUACAGAGAUUGGAUAUUGAAAUUGAACGACUUGAUUCCCGGCGAUAUUAAAGAACACGUUGAGAAACAGUACUUGCAUGAUAAUACAACCAUCGAUAGAGACCAACUAAAUGAUCAAUUCAUGACCAAACUAAACUCACAAUUCAAUCUGAAUUUGCACAGACUUGUUGGUUAUCAAUCGGAAUUUAAUAGACUCGUUUCAAAAGUUAUUCGAUUAGAAGAUGUACUUAGCGCUAUCUCCACCAGAGAGUUGAUAUUCAGAAUCGAUAACCAUCGUGUGUUGUGGUCGCCCAAGUUCAAUUUUGUAUAUUGGUAUUACAUUAGACCAUGGGCAAGCAAAUGCGCCUCUAUCAUUUUAGCGGCAACUUCAAUAAUCAUCCUUCAAUCGGAAUUCUUUCAUUCAACUAAGUUGUCAUUACUCAAUGUCCUAUUAUAUUCCUUUCCAAUAAUGCAAGAUCACUCAUUCUUGCAAUUUGCAUUAUCAUCUUGUAUUUUCUCAUACAUGCUUUUUUGUGCAUUGAACUCAUUAACCCAAUUGAAAAUAUUUAAUAUGUACCAUUUGAUACCCAGAAAUUCCGACCCUGUACUGGCAUGCUGGUAUGCAAUGUAUAUUGCAAGAUUAACCAUUCCAUUAAGCUAUAAUUUUAUUACCCUCUUUGUUCAAAGAGACUCAAUUUUUGAAACUUGGUAUGGUCAAUCAGUUCACCUAACUGGGUUGUUCAACUUGUUGAAUAAUUGGAUACCUAGGUUGAUCCUAGUGCCUGUUUUAUUAGCUAUGUUUCAUGUUUAUGAUAAGUUGAAGAAAAAGAUAGGUCUUGGAGGAGAUUUUGAUUCUUGGAUUUUAUUUGAUGAAGAUGAAGGAAACUUGGAUAGCAAUGAUUUGGGGAAAAGGUCCGACUUACUUAUUGUUGAAGCGAAACGAAUUGUCUCUAGAGAAAUGUCAAGACGCGAGUUACAGCUACGGCCAUUCCAUUUAACUAAUAACUCGGAGAGCGAUAUUAAUCCAGCAGACAUCAAUUAUGAGCGAAAUAGAAGACAGUUUGCUGAAUCUAUCAACAAUCGAAUUGAUAGCUCAAUUGAGGAGGAGGAACCUAUUUAUUAUAAUGGAACAUUGAAUGGUCCAAAAACGGGACUCUGGGGUAGAAUCAGCAGCACAGUUGGUGGAUUUUUUGCAAGAAACCAACAACUACAACAAGAUGAAGAACAGCAGCUAAUUUAUUCUCAAAGACAUUAUAGAGAUGAACCAUUGGAAGCGUUCAACUACGAUGAUGAUGCUAGUGAGCAUUUAACCUUAUAG